AUGGCAGGUAAGAGAAAGAGAGCAGCUGAAGCAGAGGAAGAGUCUGCUGACGAAACAAGUAGUAAGGAAGAAACUCAAGAGGAAGAGGAGACUGAAAAGAAGCCUAAAAAGACAAAGAAGAAGGAAACAACCAAGAAGGCUCCUGCAAAGAAGACUGCAACAAAAGGAGCAGCAAAGAAGGGAGCCAAACCAACCAUCAAGAAUGAAUCAGAAGCCAAGUCAAUGAUCCAUGAAUAUUUAAAGAAUCAGAAUAGACCUUACAGUCUUCAACAAGUAAUUGAUAAUAUGGGAGGUCAAAUUAAAAAGGCUAUGGUGACCAAGUGUUUGGAUAAAUUGGAGGGUGAAGGAGAGUUGGUGAUGAAAGCAAAUGGAAAGCAAAAGAUGUGGUUCAGAAAUCAGGCUGAUCUCGAAGUCUUGUCAAAGGAGGAACUCAAACAAAUAGAUAUUGAAAUCAGAGAUAUUCAAAAGGAGUUAUCAUCAUACAAGAUUUCUAACCAAGAGCUUACUGCCGAACUCAACAAGUUGAACAAGGCACCAACAACAGAAGAAUUGAAGGGUAUGAUUGAAAAGGAAAGAAAAGAUCUUUUGGGAAGGCGUGAGAAAUUAGAAAGAUUAGAGAAUGGUUCAAUCAAAUUAGUAUCUCCACAAGAAAAGAAGGAUGCUGUUGCAGGUCUUGAAAAGUAUCUGAAAGAAUGGAGAAAGAGAAAAGAGUUGGCCAUGACUAUGCUACUCGGUUUUGCAGACAAAGCAGAGAUGAAGUUAGCAGAUCUAACGGAAGAAAUUGGAAUUGACACUGAUGAAAGUGUCCAUGUAGAUAUUAAAACAAUUGGAAAACUCAACUACUAA
Naegleria gruberi is the source of this 846-nucleotide messenger RNA. RefSeq lists its product as uncharacterized. The record is from RefSeq and is a predicted model, not a curated record. Gene Ontology annotation, molecular function: double-stranded DNA binding; recombinase activator activity. The transcript has 2 exons. Gene Ontology annotation, cellular component: condensed nuclear chromosome; DNA recombinase auxiliary factor complex. Lineage: Eukaryota; Heterolobosea; Eutetramitea; Acrasida; Naegleriidae. Gene Ontology annotation, biological process: homologous chromosome pairing at meiosis; meiotic joint molecule formation; meiotic strand invasion involved in reciprocal meiotic recombination. Bases 1 to 846 code for a protein of 281 amino acids.